This is a messenger RNA of Alexandromys fortis (reed vole), 2228 nucleotides long. It is a transcript of the gene Batf2, whose product is annotated as basic leucine zipper ATF-like transcription factor 2. Gene Ontology annotation, cellular component: nucleus. Gene Ontology annotation, molecular function: DNA-binding transcription factor activity, RNA polymerase II-specific; RNA polymerase II cis-regulatory region sequence-specific DNA binding. The record is from RefSeq and is a predicted model, not a curated record. Gene Ontology annotation, biological process: regulation of transcription by RNA polymerase II. The transcript has 3 exons. Lineage: Eukaryota; Metazoa; Chordata; Mammalia; Rodentia; Cricetidae. The coding region runs from base 842 to 1672 and encodes 276 amino acids.
UCUGCCUCCGGAGUGCUGGGAUUAAAGGCAUAGGACACAACUGCCUGGCCAUCAUCAUUGAGACAGGGUCUCAGUUGUUUAGUACUGGCUACCCUGUAACUUGAUAGCCUUCAACUCACGGACACCCUCCUGGCUCUGCUUCUGAGCACUGGAAUUUAAAGGUGUAUGCCACUGUGCCAGUCCUGGCUGUUCGUUUUUGCAGUCAUGGCUGCCACAUUGGUCUCCGAGAGUUUGCAGAGGUGGCACUGCCUAAGCUCCUUUGUCGGACCUGGGGACUUUUUACUGUGUAACCCGGGUUGGCCUCACAGUCAGGCCCUGCUUCUGUAGUGCAAGCACCCUGCUGACCACACCCUGCCCCAAGCCUGGGAAUGUGCUCCAUCCUACCACAUCCUUUAUAAAUGAAGAAACUAAAGUUCAGAGAAGAUGAGUCACCUUCUCAAAGCUGCACAGCUCCUGUGUGAACUAUGAACCUGGGCUCCUUCAUGCACACACACACACCCCAUCCCCCACCCUCCUGUUUCUCCUGGUAGCCUGCCAGCCCUUUCCAGGAUACUUUCCUGGUGUUCCUCCUGUCUACCCUCCACCAUCCUUCUUCCAGAGAAGAGGCCAACCGGAAGGCAGUUCAUGUUAGGAAGUUCCAGCCACGUGAGCAAGCAGGAGCCAAGGAUUCUGAGCAGCCGGUGGCUUUAGGAGAAACUGAAACUGGGUGUGCUGGGGGCGGAGUGGUCACUGGGGAUUUAAAGAGCCACCACUUCCUUGGGCCUCCAGAGGGCAUUGGGAGGGCAAAGCUGCUGAGGGGACACGCACAACCGACUGAACAUCUGCUCCCCCUGCCUAAGCCAUGCAACUCUGUGGGAGUGGUGCGCUGCUGCCUGGGACAGACCCCGAGGAGUGUCAGAAGCAGCUGAAGAAGAAGCAGAAGAACCGGCUGGCUGCCCAGCGCAGCCGGCAGAAGCACACUGACAAGGCAGAUGCUCUGCACCAGCACGAGUCCUUGGAGAAGCACAACCACGCCCUUCGGAAGGAGAUCCAGGUCUUGCAGGCUGAGCUGGCACGUUGGGGCCGGACGCUGCAUCUGCAUGAGCGCCUGUGCCGAGUGGACUGUGGCUCCUCCCCUGCUCUGCUGCCCUCUGGAUGCCCAGUCCAGGCUGAGCAACUCUCAGGACAACCUGCCUCCCAUGGAUACCGUGGUUGCCAGGAACAGUUGGGCCUGUUCCAGACUCCUGGCUCCUCUCCCCCAGCCCAGCAACUCUCCCCAGGUCCAUGCUUACAGGAGGCUCCCGGCCUCCUCCCUUCCCCACUGCCCUCACUGACCUUUGACCCUCUCAUGGCGAGGGCUCCUCUAGCCCAGCUAUCCCCCAGCCAUGUACUGUCUGCAUCACCCCGUGGCUCCAGCCUGCUGGGGUCUUCCUCUAAGUUUGCCGCUCUCAUGCCCAGCCCCCCAGACCAGCUGGUCCCGCCACAGCCCCUCAGGCUGGAACAUCCCACCAGCAGGAGUCUGGCAUCCUCCUCCAGCACUCCAACUGCUCCCGGACCAGAGUGUCCACAGAACAUAGAACGCUUGCCCGCACUGUCUAGCUCCUUGGCAGAUUGGCAGAAGAUGUCUGUGGACCCAAGCCCACACCCCCUCAUGGCCUUCCCGCUGCUCUCUUCCGCAAAAGUCCAUUACUAGCCUGUAUCUCGAGCUGGGCUGCCUUCCCUGGGCUCCUGAAACAGCCUCAGCACCCAGGCAGCUCCUCCACUUCUGCCUACCCGUGUGGACCAAGCAAAGCCAUCCUCUCCCUCACCAGAGGCUCCAGGAAAAGACGAUGAAAGGGCCAAAUGCAAGAGCCUUGAACCUGGCUGCAAUAUUACCUGUUUUCCUUGGUGGCUCUCCCAGCCCUGCACAGUACCAGGUCCCGUGACCCUCAGGCUUCCCUAAAGUGGCUCCUUCAUGACUCUUGGGACCUGGCCGUGACAGCUCGGAGCUUAGGUGGGAGCUCUGCAGGGUUAUCAUCUCUGAAGGGCCAUCAUUCACUCUCAGUACUCCAAAAGGCCUCAAGCUUGGAAGGUUUUUCACACAUGGAACUGAGUGGGGAGGUGUAUCGGAAGUGGACUCACUCCUGGGUCAGAACACGCAUCUCGGUGCGUGUGUUGCUGAGAAAAAGUGCUUCUCAGGCCUCUGUUUUUCUGAGUUGUUGAAACUGGAUACACUCUGUUGAUUAUAUAUUUUAUAUAAAUAUAUAUUA